Messenger RNA from Sardina pilchardus (European sardine), 1660 nucleotides. RefSeq names its product acidic mammalian chitinase-like. Gene Ontology annotation, molecular function: chitin binding; hydrolase activity, hydrolyzing O-glycosyl compounds. The record is from RefSeq and is a predicted model, not a curated record. Gene Ontology annotation, biological process: carbohydrate metabolic process. Gene Ontology annotation, cellular component: extracellular region. Bases 1 to 1431 code for a protein of 476 amino acids. The transcript has 10 exons. Lineage: Eukaryota; Metazoa; Chordata; Actinopteri; Clupeiformes; Clupeidae.
AUGGCCAGGCUGAUGAUCGCUGUGUCUGUGUACUCCACAGUGUCGUCCACCAAACUGGUCUGCUACUUCACCAACUGGGCCCAAUACAGACCUGGAACGGGGCGGUUCCUGCCCGCCAACGUGGACCCAAACCUCUGCACCCACCUGAUCUACGCCUUCUCCGUCAUCAACCACAACAACGAGCUGGCCACCUACGAGUGGAACGACGAGACCCUCUACAGCUCAUUCAACGGCCUGAAGGCCAGGAAUCCGGCUUUGAAGACUCUGCUUGCUGUUGGAGGUUGGAACUUUGGCACAACCCAGUUUUCCAUCACGGUGUCCACUGCAGUUAACCGACAGAAGUUCAUCCAGUCGUCCAUCAGCUUCUUGCGCACGCAUGGAUUUGAUGGUUUGGACCUGGACUGGGAGUACCCCGGCGCUCGAGGGAGCCCCCCGCAGGACAAACAGAGAUUCACAACCCUCUGCCAGGAGCUGCUGGAGGCGUUUGAGCAGGAGGCCGUGACCACCAAGCGGCCCAGAUUGCUGCUCACCGCAGCCGUGGCGGCAGGCAAGGGACACAUCGACAACGGCUAUGAAAUCGCCAAAGUUUCAACGUACCUGGACUUCAUCAACGUGAUGACGUAUGACUUCCACGGGGCCUGGGACACAUCCACCGGCCACAACAGCCCACUCUACGGCAGCGCCACCGAUAUGGGAGACAACGUCUACUACAACACGGACUUUGCCAUGAGGUACUGGAGGGACGGUGGCGCUCCCGCAGAGAAGCUGCUGUUGGGCGUCGCCACGUAUGGCCGCACCUUCCGCAUCGUAUCCGCCAGCAACGGAGUCGGAGCGCCCGCCAGCGGCCCGGCCUCCGCAGGAACCUACACCCGCGAGGGCGGCUUCUGGGCCUACUACGAGAUCUGCAGCUUCCUCAAGGGGACGAGCACCCAGUGGAUUGGAGAUCAGAAGGUGCCCUACGCAGUCAAAGGGAACGAGUGGGUGGGCUUCGACAACCACGAGAGCAUCACAACAAAGGCUCAGUACCUGAAGGCCAACGGAUACGGAGGCGCGUUCGCCUGGGCGCUGGAUCUGGACGACUUUGCGGGGCAGUUCUGCGGUCAGGGCGACUACCCCCUCCUCAACCACCUGCACUCUCAGCUCCUCUCAGGCUUGCCUCCUCUCCCUCCAACCACCUUCCCUGAGGAGCCUACAACAACCACAGCCAGGCCUGAUGCUACAACAACCACCACCACCACCACCACCCCCACCACAACCCCCACCACCCAUGCCCCAGGAAGUGGCUUCUGCUCGGGGAAGGCUGACGGCCUGUACCCCCUCAGUGCAAACCCCAAUCAGUUCUACCAGUGCUCCAUGGGUCAUACAUUUGUCCUGCGAUGUCCGGCGGGCCUUGUUUACCAAGACAGAUGCAAAUGUUGUGACUGGUCAUAAGGCGUGAAUCUGCCAUCAUCCUCUGCCCAUACCAUUAACAUUGUCCUCUAUGAGUCCAUACCAUUAACAUUGUCCUCUAUGAGCCCAUACCAUUAACAUUGUGCUCUAUGAGUCCAUACCAUUAACAUUGUCCUCUAUGAGUCCAUACCAUUAACAUUGUGCUCUAUGAGUCCAUACCAUUAACAUUGUCCUCUAUGAGCCCAUACCAUUAACAUUGUGCUCUAUGAGU